AUGAGUGCUCAGACCUUGUACGACGCUGUAGUUGCACGCUACUCUUCCCCUGCCACUGCUGCACUGAGCCGCCUCAUGCUACCGUACCUCUUCCCUGACCUUGCUGCCUUUCCCACAGUCGCUGACCUCAUUACGCACCUCCGCACUAGUGACACUCGCUACCGCGCUGCGCUUCCUGCUGAGUUCUGCGCCAAGAACCCCCCCCCCAUGUACAUCACCCUCUACUACAUAGUCACCCGUCUCCCUGACUCUCUCCGUGUAGUUAGGGACCACUUCCUCUCUGUUUACCCCAACACUCUCACCGUUGACCUCCUCAAGAAGGCCCUCCUAACGAUAGAGAAUAGCAUAGUCGCUGUAGGAGCCUCUCGUGGUGACCCUCGCACCCCCGUCUUUGAGGGGUGUUCUCCCUCCCCCCUCUUGCCCUCUGUUGCCUCUGCUGCUGCGGCGGACCUCGUUGGUUUCGAGUCGCGCGGUGGGGGUUUUGGUCCCUGCUCUUACGUUCUCCGUACCAGCGACCGCACUGGUGAGCAGUGCGGAAGUCUGCACUCCACCCAGCGCUGCUUUGGUCGCCUGACGGACGCGUGGCAUCGCCAAUUCCCUGAGGCGUCAGAGAUCCCUCGCUCGGGAGAUCUGGCUAAGGCCGGGGUUGCUAUCUUUGAUCUUGACUUUGAUGCUAUUCUUGCUGCCAUGUAUGCUGUUGCUGAUAGUGUUGAGGGUGCUGGUUACCUAUGUGUACCGCCUGACCCGGGCAUUGAGGCUGCUGCGCUAGGUGCUGGUGAGACUGCUGCUCUAGGUGCUAGUGCGUCUGCUGCCCCACGUGCCAGUGCGUCUGCCGCCCCAGGUGCUGGUGAGUCUGCUCUCUCAGGUACUACGUUAGCUCAGGCCUUCCACACCUUCACCCUGGACUCGGGUGCGUCUCGCUCCUUCUUUCGAGACCGCACCACUCUUACGCCGCUUAGUCGGCCAGUUGCAGUCUCCCUGGCAGACCCCUCUGGGGGUCCUGUCCUUGCUAGCUUCUCCACUGUCCUUCCGUGCCCUGCAGCCCCCUCUGGCACCCUGUCUGGCCUCUACCUCCCCUCGUUCUCUACAAACUUGGUGAGUGGAGCGGACCUACAGGAUCGAGGGGUUGACCAGUUCACUCCUGCGAGUCAGCGAGUGACCCACUGCAGGUGUGCUCGGACAGGCCGACACUUGGCCACGUUCACCCGUCGGCCAGGGUCGAGCCUGUACACCCUUACUGCUGAGUCUCCUCCUACUGCUGAUUCUGCCCAGGUAGCUGCGUCGAGUCAGAUGUUUGCUGCGGUGUCCAGAACAUUAUAG
Messenger RNA from Closterium sp. NIES-65, 1320 nucleotides. The record is from the annotation of a GenBank genome assembly. Lineage: Eukaryota; Viridiplantae; Streptophyta; Zygnematophyceae; Desmidiales; Closteriaceae.